Lycium ferocissimum is the source of this 890-nucleotide messenger RNA. RefSeq names its product lachrymatory-factor synthase-like. The record is from RefSeq and is a predicted model, not a curated record. The transcript has a single exon. Bases 215 to 748 code for a protein of 177 amino acids. Lineage: Eukaryota; Viridiplantae; Streptophyta; Magnoliopsida; Solanales; Solanaceae.
AUCUAGUAAGCAAAUGGUUUUGCUUUUCCAUUUUCUCUUUCAUCUUUACAUCUUUAAGCAUGUUGAAAUGGAGUAUCAUAUUCAAUUAAGGUCAUCAUAAUCAUCUUAUAAAUACUUGAUAAGAAUAUAACAAGCUGGCAGUGCAAAUUAAAUCUUUCCUCGAGAAAGGGUAGUCCUUCUUCUUGUCCAUUUCUCCUUCUUUGGCUUUUCUUCCAUGGCAGCCCAACAACAGUCCAAAUGGGAAGGCAAAGCCUUUGCAAACCUAAAAGGGCCAAAAGCUGAACAAGUAUGGCCUCUCUUUGAGGAUUUUUUCAACUUCCACAAUUGGUUACCUACCAUUGACACUUGUUACCAACUUAAUAAUGAAAAAGAUGGACUUAUCCGGUGUUGCGCAAACACCGUGCCACCAUCAUCAGACGGUAGUGAGGCGAUCAUCAAGUGGUGUCACGAGAGGUUGUUGUACGUUGACAAGAUCGAACGGUGUCUAAGCUACGAGGCGUUAAACAACAACAUGGGAAUCAGGUCGUAUGUAGCUACGUUUAAAAUAUUGUCAUCGGACGGUGGUGAUGAAAGCGGGUGCAAGAUCGAAUGGUCGUUCGUUGCUGAUCCUGUUGAUGGGUUGACUUUGGAAUGUUUCUUAGGAUACGUUGACUUCUCCCUACAAGGCAUGGCUGAAAAAAUUGAGAAAGCUUUAGAAUCUAGUUUAGGUGAUUUUGCUCAGAGAGCUAACACUAAGCCUGUUAAAUAAAGUAUGAAUAAUAAAAGACCUGAUUCUGUAAUGUUUCAGUUGGACAGGUAAGUAGUGUUAGUUUGAGAAAUGGAUAGUAGUUUACUGAUUGUUACUUCCUCUGUUUCUAUUUACUUACGUGACAUAAUUUUAUUUUUAGUUU